This is a messenger RNA of Macrosteles quadrilineatus (aster leafhopper), 1832 nucleotides long. Its product is annotated as zinc finger protein Gfi-1b-like. Gene Ontology annotation, cellular component: nucleus. The record is from RefSeq and is a predicted model, not a curated record. The coding region runs from base 114 to 1025 and encodes 303 amino acids. The transcript is spliced from 7 exons. NCBI's taxonomy places the organism in Eukaryota, Metazoa, Arthropoda, Insecta, Hemiptera, Cicadellidae.
CGCGGACCCGUGAGGUUCUGUGGUUUGUGUCCGCAAUCUUGUGUGUUUGGAUUUCUCUCGAGGUCUCUACUGGUAUGAGUGCCUUUCCGUAGUUACUAGCUUUAAGGACGGCGAUGCCCCCACCAGUGACGGGCGACCCAGAGAGUGAGUCCGUCAUUCAGAGAGCUUCCCCCACCUCUACUUCACCAGGGAUGACUAUUACCCCCUCCCCACCACACUCGGCGCCUGCCACCCCUCUAGUCCUGCCUUGGGGACAGCGCUCUGAUGUACCAGUGCCUUACCUAGCCCCUACACUACCAUUACCGUACUUCUGGCCAUCCAUUUUCGCGUCACCCUCCAGGCUGUACCUACCUCCAUGGGCGUCGACCCUUCCAGAGGACCUCAGCCCCGACAGGGCGGGCUCCGACACAGGGUACACGCCCGAGAAAGCGAAGACAGAUGAGGAUAUGCCCCUCAACCUGUGUAUCAAGCCCCGCCGACCCCUGGAGAUAUGGUCACCGGCGACCCAGUGUGAAAAAGAGGAGACACCCCAGCCUCAGCAACCUGCGACCUCCACAGUAUCUCCGGCCGAGAGGACAUUUCAGUGCAAACAGUGUGGAAAAAAGUUCAAGAGAUCGUCAACGUUGACAACACAUCUGCUGAUACACUCGGAUACGCGGCCCUACCCUUGUCAGUUCUGUGGGAAGAGGUUCCACCAGAAGUCCGACAUGAAGAAACACACCUACAUACACACAGGCGAGAAGCCCCACAAGUGCGUUGUAUGUGGCAAGGCUUUCAGUCAAUCCUCCAACCUCAUCACGCAUAUGCGCAAACACACAGGAUACAAGCCCUUCUCCUGUGGCCUAUGCGAGAAGGCGUUCCAGAGGAAGGUGGACCUUCGCAGACACCGGGAGAGUCAACACCCUGGGUAUCCUCCCCAGCAGACCCUAGUCUCCAGCAGCAGUCAGUCACCGGUCCAUCAGGAGGUCAAGAUAGAACCUGUCAACUUACCUGCCAGAGCACAACAGUACUUCUGCACCUCCUAGUAGAGAUUUCACUCUUAAAAGUACCUGUAAGGAACCAUUUUCCCUUAUUCUGAACCGUCGGAAGAUAGGAGAUCGGAGGGACUCUGAAAAGUAUUUUUCAGAAACUCCUUUCCUGUGUAUCGUCAUCAAUACUUCUGUACCUCCUAAGAGAAGAUGGAGGGAAAGUACCUGGGUGGAACUCUUUACCACAUUUUGUACGUUCUACUGGAAGAUGGAAGUAAAAGAUUGCAAGGACUUUGAAAGCAUAUAGGAACUAUUUUCUUUCCUCUGUACCUCAAGUAGAAAAUGGAAAAGGAGAUUACAACGGCUUUGAAAAGUAUUUAUAAGGAGCUGUUUUCUUUCUUCUGUAUAUCCAGUGGAAGAUGGAAAAGGAGAGUGCAAAGACUUUGAAAAGUACUUAUUAGAGACUACUUUCCUUCUGAAUUGUCAUCAUAUCGAAACUAGUUAUUUUUGUUCCUUAUUUCAUAAUAUCACAACCAAUUUGAACUUUUAAAGUUCCAUUUGAUGUUUCAUACGUUGGAAAUUGACUUUGACGAGUCAUUCAGUGUCUUAAGUGUUUACCAAACCUUUAUUGGACGAAUUUCAACUCUACGAAAAUUAAAGUGUCUUAAAGUACCGCUAUACUUGUAAUGAACUUAAAAAUAUAAUUUUAAUCCAACAUCCUGAUUACUUAAAAUAGUGAAACAAAUUUGUUAACAGAUUCACUUAUAACCUGUACACGUGUAUUUGUUACCUGUAAAAAAACAACAGUUAUGUAAAAACCGUGAAUUUAGUGUGCAUUCCAUUUUAUAGUUAAGAAGUGUAAUA